AUGUCCUCUUCCAUCGCAGCGCCGGCGCUGUCGUCCAGCAUCAGACGCUCUUCCAUCAGUUCUGUCACGUCAUUAGGUCGAAAACGCAAGGAACCGCUGGACCGGCACUCACAGCUCAGCGACGAUGAUGUCUCAAUGCGCUCGAGACAAUUGAAUUGUGGCAGUGCGAACGAUGGCGACGAGGACGACGAGUAUGAGGAAGACACAGGUGAUAGUGAUAGCAGUGUGGAAAGCCAGACUGAUGACAUGACGGAAGGGAUGAAUGCUCGUCGUAGAGAGGGACGGAGACAGACGGUCUUUUGGAGUGAUGAAGAGGAAAAGUUUCUUCGUCAUGGAGUGAAAAAGUACGGGACGGGCAAGUGGAAACAGAUACUAAUUGAUGGCCAAGAUGUAUUUUCGAAACACCGGACUAACGUUGACUUAAAGGACAAGUGGAAGAAUAUGCAAAAUACCAAGUUUACAACUCGGAAAAGACCAGCAGAAGGAAACAACUUGUCACCUCUUGUUAAACAAGAGGAGCAGCCAACUGUACAUCGUGCAUCGAGAGUCUCUGUAAAGAAGUACAGAUCUCGUAAUGACGCGAGCGCGAUACCGUUGGUGACCAGAGCUCGUUUGAGGACCGAUCGACGUGCCGCUAUUGUCGCUAAUCGUGCUAUAGCCAAUGUUAAAGAACAGGAGGUCGAUGUUGAUUCUUUACCUAGUGAGGAAGACGAAGAUUAUCCUGGUGAAGAAACUGGUGACGGUUCAGACCUCAAACCGACUGGUUCUUACGAUCUAUCAGAGCACAUUGUGUUAAAGUUUGUAACCGAUAGGAGUUUCCCUGAGCUUAUUGAAGUUCGAGUGAGUUUUGACGCUUGUAAGGACGUAUCUGCUCUGAAAAAGCUUCUGCGCUCCAGCAUCUUGUCGGACGUGUCACCAAAUACAGAGGUUCAGAUGAUCGGCCUCAAAUCAAGACAACUUUUUGGUGACGAUGAGCUCUUGUCGCAGUGCAUCAAGGAAAAUGGUGUAGAUUUCUUUCUAGUUUUCGAAGAUGCUCCAAAGGUGUUUGCGCGAUAA
Messenger RNA from Peronospora farinosa, 1056 nucleotides. NCBI's taxonomy places the organism in Eukaryota, Oomycota, Peronosporomycetes, Peronosporales, Peronosporaceae. The record is from the annotation of a GenBank genome assembly.